AUGAGCAAUCCCAGUCUCCACACAGACGAUGCCGACCCAGAGCAGCCGUCGGAAAACUCUCCAUCGCAUGCUCUAGCCCACCAGCGGAGUCACCACGACACCGAAAAUGAGGUCCGCUCCAAUGCGCCCACGUCUCUGCUCACCAGCGAGUGCCUGCGGGGAGUUGUCCGCAAUGUUCGCGAGCAAACAGGUCGCAUCGCCGACAUGCUUGGCCGGCCGGCUGCGCAGACCGAGUCCGGCCUGGGUGCGUCCCUCGUAGACCCCGAGAAACUAGGCUCAACAGAUGAUCACCAGCUAGCUGCUAUCUUUCGCCCAGAAUCACAGGAGGGGGAGGGCCUGACUGCGUCGCAGUAUCAGGAAGCUGUGAAGGCUGAGGCGGAGAGGUUGGUGCAGGGCCUUCAGGGAGGAGCGGCGUCGGUAUCGGGAUCUGAUGCCUCAAUGCUUGUUCCGCAGCCUCAGGCUGAUGUCGAGGCUGCGGAGAAUGUGCCCGCGCCGGAGCCUUCGUUGCCUGGGGGUGUGCUAUCCGCUUUGCUUCACUUGCGUGGUAUGCAUUCACGGCAGAAUAGUUUGUACUCGGCUGCGGAGUCGGAUAGGGAGUCGACGCCGGCGCCCACUCCGUCUGCUGUUCCUGGGAAGAAUAAGCCGCGGAAAUGGCACAAGAAGCCUAACCAUGCUUCGACUUCUUCACUGGUACGGAUGUCGUUGAACAUGGGCCAGAUCGGUUCUUCCGCCUUGUCGACCCCAGAAACGUCACAAGGAGAGCCAGCUGAGACAGAUACAAAAGAGCAAAAUGGAGGCAGGAAAAAUAAGAAGAAGAAGAAAGGAAGGAAAAGCGAUAAACAAAGCCAAGAGGUCAAAUUGACCGUCCACAUUGCUGAAAUCAUCUUCCGACAGCGGUAUAUCAUGCAGCUCUGCAGAGCGUUUAUGCGAUACGGGGCGCCCACCCAUCGCCUAGAGGAGUAUAUGCAGAUGACGGCGCAGGUGCUAGACAUCAAGGCACAAUUCAUGUAUCUACCUGGCUGCAUGAUUAUGUCUUUUGACGAUCCAGUGACUCGCACUGCGGAGGUGAAACUCAUCCGAGCGCCUCAGGGCCUUGAUCUCGGACGCCUCGAGGACGUCCAUCACUGUUAUAAACGGGUUACCCAUGAUAUGGUGGACAUGCAGACGGCUAUUUCGGAGCUCACAUCGUUGAUGGAUCGCAAACCGCGGUAUAACCGGUGGCUGGUAAUUCUGCUCUAUGGGCUUGGGUCCGCUGCUGUAGGGCCAUUUGCGUUCUCUGCGCGGCCUAUCGACAUGCCUAUUAUCUUUUUCUUGGGAUGCUGCGUAGGGUUUAUGCAGCUUGUUCUCGCCCCUCGCUCUCCUCUGUACGCCAAUGUCUUUGAAGUUUCUGCAGCAAUCUUGGUAUCGUUUAUCGCGCGUGCAUUUGGCAGUAUCAGACUCCCUGGCCAUACGGAUCCUAUAUUCUGCUACGCCUCAAUAACUGAAUCAUCCAUCGCCUUGAUUCUUCCCGGCUUCUCUGUCCUGAGUAGCAGUCUGGAAUUGCAAUCCCACCAGAUGAUAGCCGGUUCUAUCCGCCUCGUCUACACAAUCAUCUACUCGCUCUUCCUUGGCUACGGCGUCACCGUGGGCACCACAAUCUACGGCGCCAUCGAUUCAAACGCAACUAGCGACACAACCUGCGCCAGGCAGUCUGUCUGGGGAAGCCCGUAUACGGAACAUUUCCCCUUUGUGGCAGUCUACUGUCUCAUUGCAUCGUUGAUUAACCAGUCCAAACUCCGCCGCACGCCCGUCAUGAUUUUAAUCGGGACAGCGGGAUAUGUGACCAACUACUUUAGCACGCAGAGACUGGGUUCUUCCUCUGAGGUCGCGAAUACAGUUGGCGCGUUUACGAUUGGCCUGCUGGCGAAUCUGUAUAGUCGCGUUUGGCAUGGGAAUGCGGUUAGUUCGACGAUUCCGGGGAUCUUUACGCUUGUGCCAUCGGGAAUGGCGUCGUCGGGAUCGAUAUUGUCGGCGAUUGAGUAUUCGGAUUCUGUGAAGAAUGGGACGGCGAAUACCUCUGGGGGUAGCUCAGGGAGUUCCUUGACGAGCUUGGGGUUCGGUAUGAUCCAGACGGCGAUUGGGAUUACGGUGGGAUUGUUUGUGUCUGCGCUGAUUGUGUAUCCGCAUGGGAAGAAGAGGAGUGGGCUGUUUUCGUUGUAG
This is a messenger RNA of Aspergillus puulaauensis, 2199 nucleotides long. Its product is annotated as threonine/serine exporter family protein. The coding region runs from base 1 to 2199 and encodes 732 amino acids. The transcript has a single exon. Gene Ontology annotation, biological process: transmembrane transport. NCBI's taxonomy places the organism in Eukaryota, Fungi, Ascomycota, Eurotiomycetes, Eurotiales, Aspergillaceae. Gene Ontology annotation, molecular function: transmembrane transporter activity. The record is from RefSeq and is a predicted model, not a curated record.